AAAAAAAAAUUUAAAUUUGUAUUUCAGGGAGGCUAUUUUAAUCAGAUGAGAAAUACCAAGAAGUCAUCCUUAAGAUUAAAAGAAGCUCUUUUGGAACAAGAUCUAGCUUUGCCGUUAUGUCUUCUAAUGGCUCAACAAAGAAAUUGUAUACUGUACCAUGAGCAGGAACAUAGCCAUUUAAAAUUAGUCAGCAAACUUUAUGAUCAGUGUCAAGAUACAUUAGUGCAGUUUGGUUCUUUUUUGUCAAAUAGUCUCAGUAUGGAGGAUUACGUAAAUAGACUUCCUUCAGUUGAUCGACUUUUGUCGGAAUAUUUUAUUCAAGCCGAUGUGGCAUUUUUUCUAGCAAGACCAAUGUUUAAUUAUAUCAUAAAUUCUAAAUAUGAAGAAAUGAAAAAGCAAGAUAAGGCAUUAAAAAAUAUAACAUCAGUGGAAAAAUUUCAGAAAUAUAUAGAAGCAGUAGAAAAAGUAAUGGGUCCUGUUGUAGAAUCUGUGCGUCCUCUUCAGUUACCAAAAACAUGGGAUGAUCUAAGUGCACAGUUUUAUGUCACUUUUUGGUCUCUUUCGAUGUACGAUCUGCAUGUCCCAAGUACAAGUUAUGAACGUGAAAUAAAUAAAUUAAAAAUUCAGAUUGCGCAAGUGGAGGAUAAUAAAGACAUGGUUCAGAGUAAGAAAAAGAAAGAAAAGGAAAGGUGUCAUGCACUUAUCGAAAAACUUGUAGACGAAGAGAAACGCCAACAGGAACAUUGUAACCGUGUAUUAGCUCGAUUAAAAAGUGAGAAAGAUGCCUGGUUUCAAUCACGUUCUGCAAAGAAUGAAACUAUCACCCAGUUUCUACAGCUGUGUGUGUUUCCUCGGUGUAUAUUUACUUCUAUUGAUGCAUUGUAUUGUGCAAAAUUUGUCCACCUUAUUCAUACCUUAAAAACACCAAAUUUUUCUACAUUAAUAUGCUAUGAUAGGAUAUUUUGUGACAUUACUUAUACUGUUACGGCAUGCACGGAGAAUGAAGCGAGCCGUUAUGGACGCUUUCUGUAUGCUAUGUUAGAAACUGUUAUGAGAUGGCACAGUGAUAAAUCAAUUUUCGAGAAAGAGUGUGCAAAUUUUCCUGGUUUUAUGACAAAAUUUAGAGGUGCUACUCAGUCGUCAGAUAGUGCUACUGAUCAUGUUGAUUAUGAAAACUACAGACAUGUCUGUCAUAAAUGGCAUUUUAAGAUAACUAAGGCUCUUGUUAUAUGUUUGGAAAGUGGUGAUUAUGUACAGAUUCGUAACAGUCUUAUUGUCCUAAUUAAGAUUUUACCAUAUUUUCCCGUCAUCACAAACCUCGGCCAAGCAUUAGAACGUCGAAUUGAUAAAAUUCGUUUGGAGCAGAAAGAAAAGAGACCCGAUCUCUAUGCUAUAGCAACAGGAUAUUCAGGACAGCUUAAAGCGAAGAAACAGAAUCUAAUUCCUGAACAUGAGUUUCAUUUAAAAGAAACAAAGGAACUGACAAAAAGUCAAACAAACAGUAAUACUUCCAGUAAUAAAGCAGAUAAAGUUUUGAAUGCUGUACAUGAUAAUUCUGCUUCAGAUAAUAAAUCUGAUAAUAAAGAUAAAGAAGUGAAGUCUGAAUCAACAAAGACUUAUGUGGUUAGUAAGAUAACAGAUAAUUCUACGAAAACUAGCAACAGUGUACAGAAUUUGAAAAGGGAGAGUAACAGGGUGUCGUCAAAGGAUGCAGAUACUAGCGAUUCCUUGACCUCAGAUAAAGAAAUUAAACAGGAAAAGAAAAGUAUGGCCAAUAGUGACAUUGGCAUCAAGAAAGAGGAGCUAAGUGAUAGAUUUCAAAUUUCCAAAGAAAGACGUGAAGAAAACUAUUAUAGUCAUCAUCACGGUAUGGAGAAAGAAAUUGAUUACGGAGGAAGAUCUGCAGAAGGAAGCAGUUAUCGACGAAGCACCGAAACUGCAGAGAAUGAAAGAGAACACAAAAGGCGACGAAUGGACGGUCCUUCAGCAAAGGUUAGUAUCUGAAUCCUAAAAGGAGCAACUUCUGUCCGAAGUUUCGCCAACUGCUUUAAGGUGUGAUUCUGUGCUUUGAAGCAGUGCUAAAAAGUCUUCAGCUCCUUUUGCAGAUAUGAGCAAAAUUUGGAAGGAGAAAAUCUCUUACAAGAGGGGAUCGAUCACGGGAAGAUGCCCAUAAAUUGAUGAUGAUUUAAAUGGCAGUCGUUUGGGGGGUGGUAAUGCCAUUUAUGUAGGAAGGAGAUUCCUGUUACGGAAACAAGCAAUUUUUUCCAAAUAAAUUUGCUACAGGGUAGUUCCAGAAAAAUUCAGCUGGACUAUUAAUUUAUUAUUGUGAAAAAUUCUAAUUCGUUUUUUAAGAAAAUCUUUUACUGGAGGGAAAAAAGUUUGUUCCGGAGAAUAGA
Molecule: messenger RNA, 2396 nt
Organism: Centruroides sculpturatus (bark scorpion)
Lineage: Eukaryota; Metazoa; Arthropoda; Arachnida; Scorpiones; Buthidae
Product: THO complex subunit 2-like
Exons: 16
Coding region: 46-2004 (652 amino acids)
Biological process (GO): mRNA export from nucleus; mRNA processing
Cellular component (GO): THO complex part of transcription export complex
Molecular function (GO): mRNA binding
Source: RefSeq, a predicted model, not a curated record